AUGGACCAACAAGCAUCGGCGGCGGCGCCGGCGAGUUAUGUAGAGUGGGAGCUUUGCAACGACGAUGGAUUUGUUUACAAGCGAAUGAAAUGCGGCGGCGAGGAAACUACCGCCGGUGAAGCUUCUAAUUCGGCGGUUCCGGAGGUGAAUCCGGCGGAGGAAGAGAGAAAUCGAAGGAAGCGUAAGAGGAAGAUACUUGAGAAGCUCAAGAGAAAGUACCAGAGAGAAAUCGAUCACUGGGAGAUUUUGUCGAACAACUUGUGCGCAUUGCAAGAAAAAUCAAAUCAGUUUCAAUCGUCGCUUCCGGAAUCUUCUUCUUCGAUUGAAACUCGAGAGCAGAUCGAGAAAGAUGCUUUCUCGCUACCGUCUUUCAUCGACGAACUUCUCUCAACGGAAGAAGCAAGAGAAGGGAUCAUCCAAAAUGUAUCAAGCGUAUGUGAAAUUGCAGAAGAAGCGUGUAGAAAAGAGGAAGAAGAAGAGAAAGAGAUGUUCUUUAAUCUUCCUGUUUGGGGAUCUCCAAAAGAUUUAAUGGCGUCGCUUUGUGAUGGUGAUGAGAUCUAA
Thlaspi arvense is the source of this 561-nucleotide messenger RNA. Lineage: Eukaryota; Viridiplantae; Streptophyta; Magnoliopsida; Brassicales; Brassicaceae. The record is from the annotation of a GenBank genome assembly.